UCAGUGUCUGAUGAGGAAUUUCCCCCACCAAUCAUUAUCACUCAAUUCUGCAAGUGGUUCUGAUUUACUAUCGCUGUUCUCUAGCCGGUCUAAAACCGCGUCUGACCUAAAGGGACGCUUUUUGGACGCCAUGGACGUUUCUCAGUUUCCAGGCAGAAAGAACAGUAACGAUGCAGGCAGGGCGCCGGACAAAGCACUCGGGACAAAAUGUAUGUGAAAUGGUUUGAUACAGGAAUGUUAUACGAUGUGAUUUUAGUGGAUUUACAAAAAUGUCAUUUUUUAAAAAUUUCAAAUUUCCCGCCGGUUCCGCCGCCUGAACGUUCCGACGUCACGGGGACCGGAACACGGAAGUCAGAUGCCGGCAUCCGCCGGAGGAGAUGGACGGGGACGCUGCAGGGGACACA
Molecule: messenger RNA, 404 nt
Organism: Staurois parvus
Lineage: Eukaryota; Metazoa; Chordata; Amphibia; Anura; Ranidae
Source: the annotation of a GenBank genome assembly